Molecule: messenger RNA, 1545 nt
Organism: Leptopilina heterotoma
Lineage: Eukaryota; Metazoa; Arthropoda; Insecta; Hymenoptera; Figitidae
Gene: Rpt1
Product: 26S proteasome regulatory subunit 7
Exons: 6
Coding region: 132-1436 (434 amino acids)
Biological process (GO): proteasome-mediated ubiquitin-dependent protein catabolic process
Cellular component (GO): proteasome regulatory particle, base subcomplex
Molecular function (GO): ATP binding; proteasome-activating activity; ATP hydrolysis activity
Source: RefSeq, a predicted model, not a curated record
UCUUGGUUGGAAAUUUUCGCUUGUAAUCGGUCGUGGCGUACAUAACCUUCAAAUCAUAAAUAGUAAAUUUUGUUCUGAAAGCUAAGUUUCUAAGUGUUUAUUUCAUUUUAAUUAUAAAAAAAAGCUUUAAAAUGCCGGAUCAUUUAGGAGAUGAUAUGAGGAAAGUCAAAUCUGAGGAAGAUAAGGAAGAAAAAGAUAUAAAACCUCUUGACGAAGGAGAUAUCGCUCUAUUAAAAACAUACGGUCAAGGACAAUAUACGAAGAGCAUAAAGAAUGUUGAGGAGGAUAUUCAAACGGUGAUAAAGAGGGUGAAUGAAUUGACUGGAAUUAAAGAAUCCGACACUGGUCUCGCACCUCCAGCUCUAUGGGAUCUUGCUGCUGAUAAACAAACUUUACAAAAUGAGCAACCAUUGCAAGUGGCUCGUUGCACAAAAAUUAUCAAUGCGGACACUGAUGAUCCUAAAUAUAUUAUUAAUGUAAAGCAAUUCGCAAAGUUUGUGGUCGACUUGGCGGAUUCUGUUGCGCCGACAGAUAUUGAAGAGGGUAUGAGAGUGGGUGUAGAUCGUAAUAAAUAUCAAAUUCACAUACCUCUGCCACCGAAAAUCGAUCCAACUGUAACGAUGAUGCAAGUGGAGGAGAAACCCGAUGUUACUUACAGCGAUGUUGGUGGAUGCAAGGAACAAAUAGAAAAAUUGCGAGAAGUCGUCGAAACACCUUUACUUCAUCCGGAAAAGUUCGUAAACCUAGGAAUUGAACCACCUAAAGGAGUUCUUCUUUUCGGACCUCCGGGAACGGGAAAAACACUUUGUGCCCGCGCUGUGGCAAACCGAACUGACGCAUGUUUUAUACGAGUCAUUGGUUCCGAAUUAGUACAAAAAUAUGUUGGCGAGGGAGCUAGAAUGGUUCGAGAACUUUUCGAAAUGGCUCGCAGUAAAAAAGCAUGUCUUAUUUUCUUUGACGAAAUCGACGCUAUUGGUGGUGCACGGUUUGAUGACGGCGCUGGUGGAGAUAAUGAAGUCCAACGAACCAUGUUGGAGCUUAUCAAUCAACUUGACGGAUUCGAUCCAAGAGGUAACAUUAAAGUAUUGAUGGCAACGAAUAGACCAGACACGUUAGAUCCUGCUUUAAUGCGUCCCGGACGUUUAGACAGAAAAGUGGAAUUCGGGCUUCCUGACCUCGAGGGACGGACACACAUUUUCAAAAUUCACGCUCGUUCAAUGAGUGUUGAGAGAGACAUAAGGUUUGAACUUCUAGCUCGUUUGUGCCCCAACAGUACAGGAGCGGAAAUCCGUUCAGUGUGCACUGAAGCUGGCAUGUUUGCAAUCCGAGCUCGUCGUAAAGUUGCUACGGAAAAAGACUUCCUCGAAGCCGUCAACAAAGUUAUUAAGUCCUACGCUAAAUUCUCCGCUACUCCCAAGUACAUGACUUAUAAUUAAACUCUCAUAAAAAAGCAAGCUAUUUGUACUGGCUAAAAUUUGCCCUAAGAAUAAGUUUUACAUUAACUCAAUUCGUUAAUAAUUAAUAAAAAUUCGUAUAAAAAUAGAA